UGCAGGAGAUGGACCCGCCACCGGCUGCGCUCCCACCCACACCUUUGCGCUUUCCUCCUGGAGAUGUUCAGCACCUUCCAGAUUUGCGCCUGCACCAGCGAGCUCUGCCUGCUGGGCGACGUGGAGCCGAAGCCGCACACCGCCCUCACGCUCACCUACGGCGUCGCCGUCCUGCACGGCCUGACUCUGACCGGCGGCACGUGCAACCCCUGCGGCACCCUGCAGCCCAUGUGGGGCGGUGGGAUGUCGCUCAGGACGGGCGGGCUCGCCGUCGGCGCUCAGUUCGCGGCGGCGGUGCUUGCCAGGGCGUUUAUGCACUUCGUCUGGAGCCUGGAGAUGGCACAGCCACAUGUCGGGGCGCUCUCGCAGGGCUGCAGCAACCCCAUGCAGACUACGGAGGUGCAGGCGUUCUGCAUAGAACUGCUCUUUUCUGUCGUUUUCCAGCUGGCCAUCCUGCGAGUGGAAAGUGUUAAUCCCAAAUACAAAGUCCAUUUGAUCGCUCUUCUCAUCACCAUGCUCGUGUAUGCAGGUUAG
Messenger RNA from Tauraco erythrolophus (red-crested turaco), 534 nucleotides. The record is from RefSeq and is a predicted model, not a curated record. NCBI's taxonomy places the organism in Eukaryota, Metazoa, Chordata, Aves, Musophagiformes, Musophagidae.